Molecule: messenger RNA, 2300 nt
Organism: Dothidotthia symphoricarpi CBS 119687
Lineage: Eukaryota; Fungi; Ascomycota; Dothideomycetes; Pleosporales; Dothidotthiaceae
Exons: 2
Coding region: 1-2184 (727 amino acids)
Cellular component (GO): nucleus
Source: RefSeq, a predicted model, not a curated record
AUGGCUUCCUCGUCGCGCCUCGACCGCCUCCGUCAGCUUGUGCAGUCGGACCUGGGCGCCCUGCCAGAUCGGUCCCCAUCCCCAGCCGAAGCAUUCAGCGACGACGACGCGCCUGGCGGUGUACUACUCGAGCCGCAACUCGCUGACAUGACGAGCAAACAGACAGCAUUGCCUAGCGCCGCCAAAGCUACAAAUCAAACGACUGCUCCUGACGCCAACGUUGACCGCCGAUUCGUCUGGGUACAAGGCGCCGAGAGCUCAUACAACCCAAGCUUGAUGUCUCACUCAUCUCCUCCUGCAAAGCCCGCCAUCUCCAAGCUCCCCGUCACUACCCUCGUUCGCGGUCAUCUUGCAUCCGCUCGUCACCACUUCACUCCCAUCCAGGCACUGGCGAAAUAUCCGUACAAAUUCUGUAACAAGAGUCACAUGCAACCCAUCUCCUCGGCUUUCUUCGACCAAGGAAAGUUCUGGGAGCGCGAGUGGGACCUUUAUUACAUAUGGGAUAUCGAGAACGACAGCAAACCUAUUAUUCUCGUCCUUGAGAGCCAAUUUCAGGACCUGCUAGUAGAAAUCAAUCAACAGCUCAAACUUGGUCUUGCAAUCACCGACGAGCAACGUGAGGAGAGUCUUGUCACCCAAUUUCCUGAUCAUCCCCGCUAUCUACCUCGUUACCUAGGACGCUCUCACUCCCGUGAGCAGUACGACAACAUGGUCGACAACGCUCCGAGCAAGGACUUCCGCGCACCCAAUGAGCCCGUCCAUCCACCGCUCGAGGACCGUUCUUUGGAGCGCUUCAAACAGCUAAUGGAGGAAUUGUGGGAUGUCCAAAAGGCCAAGAGCAAAGCUGUCAAGGCAAAGAGACAACAAGAUCGGCUUCUCAAGCAAAAGUCAGCGGCCGAUCAAUUCAAGCGCGCACAGCGGUACCUCGGUCUACGUCCCGGUGUAGCGGCAGGAGUCGUUCAAUCCGGCCCCCCAGAAGCUAUCGACUAUUCCAAGCCUGUGACUUCGCCUUUUGAGAAGUGGGUCGUAUUCGUCUGCGUCGACGUCGAGUCCUACGAAAGAGCUCAUGACAAGAUCACAGAGGUGGGCAUCGCUACACUAGACACUCGAGAUCUUGUCGGCGUUCCACCCGGCGAGGAUGGCGCUGCGUGGAGAAAACUGAUUCGAGCUCGGCAUUUUCGCAUCAAAGAGCAUGCCCAUCUGGUCAACUACCAGUACGUCGCUGGCCAUCCUGAAUCUUUCGACUUUGGCCAAUCGACAUUCGUUCCCCUCAAUGACGCCGCAGGCGCGGUUGCCGCUUGUUUUCGACCGCCUUUUGGAGCCUCGUCCACAGGUAACGAUGAUAUGGUUGAUCUCAUGAGUGGAAUCAAUCUCGACGAAAACCGCAACAUCAUUUUCCUUGGCCACGACACUACAGCCGAUGUCCGCUACCUUCAACAACUCGGCUUCGAUGCAAUGGGCUUGAAGAACAUGGUCGAACCCCUGGAUACUGCCACUAUGUAUCGCGUUUGGAAACGUGAUCAACAACCGACCAGUCUGGGGAGAAUACUGCAUGAUUUCGACAUUGCCGGUUUCAACUUGCACAAUGCUGGUAAUGAUGCCGUGUUUACGGUGCAAGCCAUGUUAGGUGUUUGCGUACGUGAAGCCACACUAAGGGGGCCGGAGCUGGAGAAGCUGCGCAACGAGGAGGCGGCACUCAAAGUGGCAGCCGCCUUGGAGGACGCUCAGCAGAGGCUCAGAGAUGAGGCAGAGGGCUGGAGCGACUACGAGGCCGACGGCGACGGUGGACCGCCUGUGCCCAUGCAGAGUGCGCCGAAAGACACUAAAAGUCACAACGACACGACGAACUCUGGCCAUUCACACUACACUGAAGGUAGUCGCGGUGGUGGCCGCGGUGGAAAUCGUGGAGGAGGUCGCGGACGCGGAGGUCUAGCAGAGGCCUUUCGCGGAUCAGACUACAGGCUUCGCGGAGGACGUGACUAUCAUUCCGACAACUACAACGGCGGUCUUGAUCGUGGUGGAUAUCGUGGCCGAGGCCCAUCUCACGGAGACUACCAGCAUGGCGGAGGCUAUGGAACUGGUCGCGGCCGCGGUCGUGGUCGUGGAAAUUUCGAUCCCAACUACAGUUCAGAUUACAAUACCGGUACCUCUGCGCCUCAGGUACGUCUCUACGACCUCUACUAGCUUCUCGGAGCAGUCUUCUUUCUUCUUCUCAAGAACAUGUUUUCUUUUUUGACAUGUGUGGGUAUAUUGGAAGCCCACAGGCUGGUCAUUAUAUACCUGCAGGUCAUCCCUAUGUU